Silurus meridionalis is the source of this 5742-nucleotide messenger RNA. RefSeq names its product immunoglobulin superfamily, member 9Ba (gene igsf9ba). Gene Ontology annotation, molecular function: protein binding. The transcript has 21 exons. Lineage: Eukaryota; Metazoa; Chordata; Actinopteri; Siluriformes; Siluridae. The record is from RefSeq and is a predicted model, not a curated record. Bases 327 to 4634 code for a protein of 1435 amino acids. Gene Ontology annotation, biological process: cell-cell adhesion.
CGUCGCGCUUGAGAAGCGUCUCCGUCUUCCACGAGCGUGUUGGUGCAGGUGUCCGGGGGGAGGAUAAGGAAGAGGAUGAUGAUGAUGAUGAUGAGGAUGAUGAUGAUGAGGAUGCCAUAAGAAAGGCGGGCAGGGGCAAGAAUGAAGGGAGACGCCGGAAAGACAGAGAGAGAAAGAGAAAGAGAGAAAGAAAGAGAGAAAGAGAGAGAGAAAACAGGGAUUAUGUUAUGAAUAACGGGAGAACAGUGCGGGUGCGCGAAAAUCGACUAUGUGCAAAAUAUUGAAAGGGCCACGCUGAGCUGUUAUUUGUGGUCGGCGACAGUACUAUGAUUUGGUAUGUGGCCACUUUGAUAGCAAGCGUUUUCAGCACCAGGGGAACGACAGCUCAAGGUGUCCACGGUAUAAGAGAGGAGCCCCAGUUUGUGACGGCCCGUGCAGGAGAGAGUGUAGUUUUGGGAUGUGAUGUGAGCCACCCCCUUAACGGCCAGCAGACCCCCUAUGUGGUGGAGUGGUUCAAGUUUGGUGUGCCUAUUCCUUUUUUCAUCAACUUCCGCUUCUAUCCUCCUCAUGUGGAUCCUGAGUAUGCUGGUAGGACGAGCCUACAUGGCAAGGCGUCUCUGCAGAUCGAUCAGGUGCGCUCGGAGGACCAGGGCUGGUACGAGUGCAAGGUUCUCAUGCUGGAACAGCAGUACGACACCUUCCACAAUGGCAGCUGGGUCCAUCUCACAGUCAACGCGCCCCCUACAUUCAUGGAUGUGCCACCGCAGUAUGUGGAGGCCAGAGAGGGAGGCAGCAUCAUUUUGACCUGUACUGCUUUCGGCAACCCCAAGCCCGUGGUCACCUGGUUGCGAGAGGGCGAGCAGCUGGCCACCAACAAAAAGUACACGGUGAGUGAUGGAAGUUUGACCGUGCAGGCCAUCGCACGGGAGGACAGAGGAGCGUACAGCUGCCGUGCUCACAGUGACCAGGGAGAAGCACUACACACCACACGCCUGCUCGUGCAAGGUCCUCCAUAUAUAGUGGCGCCCCCUGAAAACAUCACCGUGAACAUUUCUCAGAAUGCGCUCUUCACGUGUCAAGCAGAGGCCUAUCCCGGCAACCUGACCUACACCUGGUUUUGGGAGGAGGACAAUGUCUACUUCAAGAACGAUCUCAAGCUCAGAGUGCGCAUCCUGAUCGACGGCACACUCAUCAUCUACCGUGUGAAGCCAGAGGAUGCUGGAAAAUACACCUGUAGCCCCAGUAACAGCCUGGGCAUCUCACCCUCUUCCUCGGCUUAUUUGACAGUGCAGUAUCCUGCCCGUGUUCUCAACAUGCCACCAGUCAUCUACGUCCCGAGGAAGUUGCCAGGAAUUAUACGCUGCCCAGUCGAUGCCAACCCGCCUGUAUUGUCUGUCAGAUGGGAAAAAGAUGGAUAUCCUUUAAGAGUUGAGAAGUAUCCUGGCUGGAGCCAAAUGCCAGAUGGAAGCAUUCGGGUGGCAGAGGUCACUGAAGACUCCCUUGGCACCUACACCUGUGUGCCUUACAAUGCUCUAGGUACCAUGGGACAAUCCCCUCCGGCCACUCUGGUGCUAAAGGACCCCCCUUACUUUAACGUGAGGCCUGGUGGGGAAUACCGUCAGGAGGCCGGCAGAGAGCUCGUCAUCCCUUGUGCUGCUUCUGGAGACCCUGAGAUUCCAACCAUCACCUGGAGAAAGGUAGGAAAGCCAAGCAGAAGCAAGCACAACAUCUUACCCAGUGGCAGCUUACAGUUUGUGUCUCUGAGCAAAGAGGAUCACGGGGAGUGGGAAUGCGUCGCCACCAACGUCGUCACAAGCAUCACUGCCAGCACAAGACUCUUUGUUAUAGGCACUAGUCCCCACGCGCCAGCUAAUGUCCGUGUUUCAGUAUCCACAACCUCAGCUAAUGUCUCCUGGGAACCCGGAUAUGAUGGUGGUUAUGAGCAGACCUUUUCGGUCUGGUAUGGCCCUGUGAAGAAGAAGACAGAUCUGGGUCCUCAUGAUUGGCUGUCCAUUCCUGUGCCCAGCACUCAGACCUGGUUGGUGGUGCAAGGUUUAGAGCCAAAGACGGCAUAUCAGUUCAGUGUGCUGGCCCAGAACAAGCUGGGCACGGGCCCGUUCAGUGAGGUAGUCACUGUGAAUACAGUAGUGUACCCUAUAAGUACUCCGGAACCACUGGUGCUUCUUACCCCACCGCGGUGCCUCACAGCUAACCGGACACAGCAGGGUGUACUGUUGACAUGGCUUCCUCCAGCCAAUCACACUUCGCCCAUAGAUCGUUACAUUGUCGAGUUUCGAUUGGGAGAGAGGUGGGAGGUGCUCGACGACCUAAUUCCAGCAGAUGAGACUGAGAUCUUAGCUAGAGACCUCAUUCCGGACUCGUGGUAUGAAUUCCGUGCCCUGGCAGUCAUGGAUGAUCUCAUUAGUGAAAGCAGUAAUGUAGUGGGAGUGUCAAGCACAGAUCCCUUCCCUCCCACAGAGAUCUCUGACGAGGGACUGGCAAGGCCAGUGGUGGCUGGUAUUGUGGCUACAAUUUGCUUCCUUGCUGCUGCUAUACUUUUUAGCACCCUAGCCGCGUGCUUUGUCAACAAGCAGCAUCGCCGCAAGCUCAAGCGCAAGCGAGAUCCUCCAUUGUCAAUAACUCACACCAGGAAAAGUAUUGAGUCUCCGCCUCCUCUUACCCCUUUGCCUGGCAUUGAGCCCUACUGGGAAGAGCCAGACAGGAGCAGCUACAGGCCCCCAUCCACCAGUCCUCAGCUGUCCUCUGGAAAAAUCAGUCCAGAGAGCAUUGCUUCCUCCCGCCCGCCAUCUAUGGCCAGUGUAGGCACAACUGGCCUCUAUGUCAAGAAGCUGCCAAGCCCGAGGAAGGAGAAGGAGCUCUCGCUGUACAAGCGAACGAAGCGAGCAAUAACUGGCAAGAAGUAUAGUGUGUCAAAACAUGAGGCCGAAGUCACCACUCCCAUUGAGCUGAUAAGCCGUGGCCCAGAUGGCCGCUUUGUUAUGGAGUCAUCAGACACAGACACAUCACUGAAGCCAUGUCGCAUUGAGGGUUUCCCUUUUGUGGAGGAGUCAGACCUGUACCCUGAGUUCAGGCAGUCAGAUGAGGAGAAUGAUGAACCUGGACCACUCCCCCCAGUUAUGGCCACGCUCAGGCCUCAAAUUUCGCCUGUGUCCUCAAGCCAGGAGUCCUACAUGGUGCAGCCCCCAGCCUACAGCCCUCGUUUCCACAGGCCUAUGGAAGGUACGAGCAUCUUGGAGGGUAGUGGGCUUCAGGCCACAGGGCAGAGCCGAGUGUCCCACUUUCACAGAGUCUUUCCUCCGGGCCCUUUCUAUGGCUAUUUAGGUAGUGGCGCCGAGCUGGAGCUGCAUCCUCCAUUCUACGCAGCCGAUGUGAGCCCACGCAGUUCAGCCAUGUCCUCCUCUUCACCACCGUGCCCCACCGAGGGGUCCUUCCACCAUCCUAACAUUGCUUCUGGCCACACCCUUCCGUUGGCACAUGGCCCGCACUCCUCUCGCUCUACUGACACUUGGCGCCCUCCUGACUUCCCCUUUCUAGGUCAGGAGGGUGCCUGUGUCAUUUUGCCACCGCACCCUCCUCCCCCCCAUCUCCGCCGUGAUGUGCCCGAGCCACCACCGUACCCGUCGCGUAGUCACGCCCCCUCCAGCUCGGCGUUCCUGAGGCUGGAAGCGCUCCCUUCUCAGGGCCUAGCGGGCACACAUGCAGCUAUGCAACAGGCCCAGAUCGUGGGGCAGUUGAGACACACUGCACACGGGAUGGGUGUACCAGUGUUGCCUUACCCAGGCCGAGCAGGGAGCCCCAGCACUCUACGCAGUGAGAGCUCGGACGAGCCGUGGUUGAGCCCGAGGGCGGCACGCCGCCUGGAACUGGGCCUGCAGCAGGUGGUGCUGCAACCAUCACGCCUCUCACCCCUCACUCAGACACCUCCUAGCUCCCGUGCUGGCUCGCCCGACAUCCUCGUGCGCCCGCCACCACGGCCGGGCGUCCUUCGCUCCUCACGUUCACAGGAGAUACCCGAGAGCAUGCGUCACAUCACCUUCUCCCGGAGGUCCCUAUCCUCUUCCCCUGCCACCUCUCCCACCCUGGGUUCAGGCUCCAUUCGCCUGCCUGGCCUGGGCUAUGGUGCCCAUGUGGCCUUUGCCACUGCAGCAGCCAGCUACCCAUCACAAUCCCCCUCACCCCCAGCGGAGAGCAGCGAUGCAUUUGGUCAGCUGCCAUCUCAAAGGAGGACAGAUGAAGAGAUGCUGCCCUCAGAGCCCUCACCAGGGGAGCCUGUAGGUGCAGAGAGAGUGCCUGCAGGGUCUGAGAGCUUCGAAACACUGUUUUAUCAUUGUAUGAAAAAAAACAAGAAAAUGGCUGCCAACAACAACAACAACUCCAAGAGCAGAACAGAUGUAUCUUCCUCUCAGACCCAGCAGCAAGUCGCAUCUCAGGCACCAGAGCAACAACAAAAGAUCCUCUUUCCCACAAGGAAGAGGAGGGAAAAAGUACCCCGGAAAUCCCCUUACCCUUUCUUAUCUUCCAUUCUUCGCUGGUAUUGCCCCAGAGAAGACAAGAAAGCCCUGUUGGCCAGUGUGAACUCCCAAACUCCCCCAAACUAUGGCGCUCUGCCUUGAGAAAUCGGAGAGUCACGUACUGAUCCAUUAAUAAUAACAGUAGAUAUGCAGUCAGUAUUGAAUUUUAUUGACCUAAAGAUUUAUUCACCUUCUGCUUUGGCACAAUAUUAUCCAUACAAAUGUCUUCUGUAAUUUAAGGUGCCCAAAUAGAAGAAAAAGUGACAGGACAAAAUUUUUUUAUAUGAUUGAAUCAAAUAUCCCAUGAUUUAUAUUAAAAAACCUUGCAUACAAAUUUUUUUUCUAUAGACAACACUCAAGUAUGGAUUAUUUUGUAUAGUGUAAAAGUCCCUCAGAACAAUAAAUUAACACAGGGUUUAUCCUUUUUCUCUUACAGAAUAUACCUCAGAAAACAAAAAUAAUUUUGGCACAUAUUUACAGCACUUAUACCAUCUUUUGUGCAAGCUAGCAUUAUUUUAUAAUGAGUUCAAAGGCCUCCAUAGCAAAAUACCAGUAAUACGUAUUAUUAUUUGUUCUACUAAGAAGGCUUUGAUCCAGAGUGUGCAAAAUUGCAUUUUAUUAUUAUUAUUAUAUGUUUUUGGAAGAUUUAUUCAUCAGUUAAAUUAAAAUCAUCUGAUGCAAAUCACCGACGAUCAGAAAACAUAUUUUUAAUUUAGAACAAAGUCUUUGGAUCAUAAUGCAAUACUGAUCUGCUGCUAUAUCUGGAUCUGUCCACCUAAACCUUUCUGAGGGGUCUCUUAUGUGCAUCGAUGUGUACUAAAUUUAGCCGCUUUAGCCCAGUUUUUCUUCGAACGCAAUGUAAACUCAUUUUUAUUUGUUGUCUAUUCUCAAAACACAGACAAUUAUUCCUAUUUUUAAUAUACUUAAUAGUCAGUGUGGGGACUGGACAUAGCAUACAAAACAUACUUUUGUACUUUUGAGGUAAAAAAAAAAUGUAUAGUUACAGUGAACAAAAAAAACUUUGGCAUGUUAAAAGUGACAUUAACACUAGACUGCUAGUAUUUCUUUCUCUUAAGAUAUUUAAAAGACUGCCUUUUUCAGAGGAUUUUUGAGUGACUUCAUGUUCACACCUCAGAUUCUCUUUUUUACAUGAGAGAUGCUUGGGGAAAUACAUUCAGUUUAGAGAAAAAAAAAGACCUGCUUAAAAAUA